GUAGAAAAAUUGAGAAUAAUGGAACUGCGAGUGUAAAGAAAGAGAAAUUAACAGUUAUGGAUAAUUUGGGAUCGAUCCCAGAAAAAUGGUUGCAAAUUUUACCUCCAUUCGAUCCUGCAGCAAGUCCAACAGUAUCAGCAAAAUGCCGCUCUCAGAGUAAGAAAUACUUGGCAGCAUUGCAAAAUUUUGAGUUUUGGGCACUGAAAAUGCAUGAUGCUUCGGGAAAAUUAUCCUCUGGAAUUCUUAAUGGUAAUAUCAACCAAUUCGGAGACUUUGAUCAGUGCCUAAAUAUUGAGUCAGAAACGACGACUGGACAAUAUUUUAAUAUUAAAACAGCACAUGAAGAUGCUAUACAAGGAAAAUAUUGUUUAGCAUAUUUAGAAAUAAAAUUGCCGCAAAAUCUCUUGCCAGGAAAUGAGAAACUUGCAAAAUUGCACAAAUUGGUACAGAGUCAUUAUGCUUUUCAAAGCCGUUUGGAGGACCCAGGACACAGAGUCCCCAGAUUUUCCCAAACAGGUUGGGCUUUAUGUGUGCCAAAUGCGUGUACAUCAAAUGACGUAGAAGCUUCAUUAGCUACAUCAAUCCGACCAUAUGCUGAAAACACGGGUCUUAGAAUUAGGGUGCGUGUUGACCCUGAAAUGUGCCAAACCAGAAAUAUGAUAGACAACGAUCGCGAAAAGGGAGAAUGGACUAGAGGAAACAUACUAGCCUGGAUAUUUUUUGCAUUCAUAAUAUCAAUUACAUUCGUCUCCACCGUAUACGACCUUAUGACCGAAAAUCCAAAUGAGUUGUUGGUAUCAUUUUCCUUAUAUAAAAAUGGUCUCCAAGUGAUUGCAACAAAGAAACCAAAUGAAUCUUCAGAAAUUCAUGCAGCUCAUGGCAUAAGAUUUUUGAACGCCUUCAUGCUUAUUAUAUCGCAUAAGUCUCUCGCCUUAUUUUUUAUUCCUUAUGUAAAUAGAACGGCUAUGGUUGAGUAUAUUGGAAAACCCUGGACAGUUAUUGGCAGAGCUGCCAGUUUGUACACAGAUCCAUUCCUGAUGCUCAGUGGUCUUUUAACCACAUACGCUUUACUAGGAAGACUGAGACGUGGGGACAAAGUCAGUAUUUUAGGUGAAUAUGCUUCUAGAUUACUCAGGAUAGCACCAGGACUUGGAGCAUUAAUAUUAUUUUGCACGCAUGUUUUACCAUAUUUGGGUUCGGGACCUCAAUGGGGUCUUGUGGUCACACAUCACGCAGAUAUAUGUAAAAAGAACUGGUGGAGAAAUAUGUUGUUCAUACACAAUUAUUUUGGAUUUGAAAACAUGUGCCUCACUCAUACGCACCAUGUAGGCAUUGACACGCAGCUAUUUUUUGCAGCUGUUCCAAUAAUUUUUUAUCUAUACCGAUGGCCCAAAGGCUUUACUACAAUUUUACUAACCUUAGCAAUUGUAUCGACUAUGGGAAGAUAUUAUGUAACAGAAACAAGGAAACUUAGUAAUUAUAUAUAUUUUGGAACUUCAGUUUCGAGAUUAUUUCAAACAGCUAAUAAUAUGUACACUCUACCAGCCCAUCGAGCGACGGUGUACAUAAUAGGUGUCCUACUUGCUCUAGUAUUGAAAAUGGAUAAACCCAUCACUUUCACAAAGCAACAAUUGAAAAUAGGUUGGACAGUGGCGACUUCGUUGCUUUUGAUGUCAUUCUUAGGGCCUUCGCCUAUGGGUUCCCUAAGUUACAAAUAUGACCCUACGCACGCUGCUAUUUACGCAGCCCUGGCGCCUGUGGCUUGGUGUGCCUUCUACGCAUGGAUAAUACUAACUUCUCAUCGGGGCUACCCAAGUGUAAUAGCAAGGAUAAUGUCCUGGCGUGGUUUUCAAGUUGCCACUCGGCUAUCAUACUCAAUUUACCUCACACAAUUUCCAGUAUUUUUCUAUAACGUUGGGCAAACGCGGAACGCCCAAUAUUAUGAAUUCUUCAGCAUGAUGUUUAAUCUACAUGAAUUGGGAUGGAUGGUUGUGUGCUCAGUACUGUUGACUUUGCUAUUCGACAUACCCUUCCAAAAUAUUAAGAAAGCCAUAUUUCCUAGGAAUACAUCUGCUAAAAAAUCAACGACUGUCGAAGUAAAAAAUCAUGUAAAAUCGGAAUAA
This is a messenger RNA of Ctenocephalides felis (cat flea), 2123 nucleotides long. Its product is annotated as O-acyltransferase like protein-like. The coding region runs from base 57 to 2123 and encodes 688 amino acids. The record is from RefSeq and is a predicted model, not a curated record. NCBI's taxonomy places the organism in Eukaryota, Metazoa, Arthropoda, Insecta, Siphonaptera, Pulicidae. The transcript has 14 exons.